GACUGGAAUGUUAUACGAUUUAUUUAAAUAAGAAAAAAGAAAAAAAUUUGAAGUCAUUACCGUAAUAUCAUUAAAUGUUAAGAUUCUACGAAAAGAUACCAACGUAAGGAAGAUCGUUCUAACUUUUUUAUUAUUUAAUACGAAAUUAAUAUAUACCAAAGAAAAGAGGGAAAAAGAACAAAGAAGAGAACGAAUGAUUAAUUUUAACAAUAAGGGAGAAUAUUUGAUUGUUAGGUUAUGUCGAAUAAAGAAACAAUGUAGUAAACAUUCUUCUAGUUUCUCGAGUGAGAAAUGAAUUAUCCUAUAUUCAUUUUGUUAUACCACGAAUCUAGAAUGAGUUGAUUAUUAGGCAUAGACAAAGGACGUUCAUACGUCGAAUCUACGCCAAUAUCAUCGCGAUUUCAUGGAUUAUUCGCAACAAAGAUUGUUCGUGUGUGCAAUGAUCGCCAUUUUGCUUCUCUCACAUCUGACAUGUCUUUCUAAUGUUAUUAUCGAUGAAUACCGUAAUUCGUGCGUGAAAAUCUUAAAUUUCCUUGAAGUGUAUCUUUUAAGAAAAGGUCAAGUUAUUUCUGAUUGGACAAUAGUCAGCAUUAUUAUUUGGAAUAAUCUCUUGUUGCUCCAAUUUCGAUUAAACUACGUUAAACCCCGAGCUAAGCAACCACUAGAUAAAGGCAAUUUUAUGUGCGUAAUCACAGAUAUUUUACUCUUGUUACAAAAUUUUUAAUAUGUAACAGAGAAAUGAUUAAAUGAAUUUUUAAUGUUACAUCGUUGAUAAAUUUGUUUGCAAUAUUUUCUAUGGUGUCUCGUUGUCAAUGCAAGGGGCGAACAUAACCAAAUAUUGUUGACCUCCAACGUUGUGUGUGCUCAUGUCAUCACUGAAAAAAGAACACUUCUUAAUAUGAUUUUAACUUGUCAGAUAUUAUUGAUACUACCUUCAGCAAUAUUUUAUAUCUUGAUGCACCCUAUAUUGCAGUUGAUUAAAGAUGCAUAGGAUUUGUUAGCUAUAAAAUGCUAUGUAAGACAAGGAUUGUUUUUACUCUGAUCUAGAUAUGGACUAUAGUCUAAUGCUUGUUGCUUAAAUCAAGUCUAUGUAAACACUAUGUACAUUCAAAUCUAAAUCCAAACACAAUAACAAUAUAGUUUGAAAAUUCUUAAACGUUUAUUCAUGAGAUAUUGAAUAUAUUUUCAAAGAACUUGUUGUUAUGAGUAUAAGUAAAAUAAUAUACAUAUUAUGGGGGAUCUAUACACAAAUUUUGAAAGCAUAUAAUUUGGAUAUAAUUUGAAUGUAUUAAUACGCAUACCAUGACGAUUUUAUAUGUAUCCAUAUAUAUAUAUAUAUAUAUAUGUAAAGUUUAAAUAGACGAUUAAGUACAUAGCAAAAUAUUUAGCAAUUAAGUAAUAUUGCAUAUUAUUUUGUAAUAUAUGACAUUUUUUACUCAAAUUUGUUUCUGCGUACAUAUUGUUUUAGUGCAAAUGUAUAAGGCUUUAGGGCCUAACUGUAAAAAAAAUCUAUAACUGUGAUGUAAUUUAAAUGAAUUUAUUUUUAAUUUUUAUAUUUUCAGUAUUAUUUACAUAAUAAAAAGUGUAUAUAAGUGUUAGUUUUGGUAUAUGGCAUAAACUAAGUUUUAUCUAGAUAAGAAGAAUUUUGAUGUGUGGAGUAUUUGAGAAUGCAGAUAGAAUGGGCUGGAAUAAGAGUGGCAAUCAAUGAAGGUCCCUACGUCUGGAAACUCAAACAUGGACAAUAAAUUGAAGUUUUCAGAUCGCUUGAAGGCUUUAUUGAAAACCGAGGCUCACCAGGAUGUUGAUCCGUAUAUUUUUAGUGAACCAGAACCAUUUACUGCAGCAGCAGGAAGAAACUGUACAGUAGUUCAGACCAAAAGUUCUAAAGUGAUGCAAAAUUGUAAAAAAAGUAAAGGGAAAUGUAUAAAAGAAAGGAUAAAAUUAACUCCUGUGCCAAGUGCAGGAUAUAGAACUGUUACAGAUAGAAGGACAGACUUGGAUGUGGAAUAUGGUGGUGGGAGAAGCAUAGAUCAAAAAUAUUCUAAUAUAGUUCAAAGUAAACGACGUCACUUAGAGAAUUUGGAACGACUCAGGUCAAGGAGACAGAAUCGGGACCAUACGUUGCUGUACUACCCAAAAGCAGGAGACGAAAUAUCAGAUAGUGAGUCAAGCGGAGACGAGAUGACAGUUUAUCAACGUCAUUGGUUCUCAGGAGAUACAAGUACAGAAUUAAAUCGUUCUACAAGAUUAUCUCAAUUAAGAUCUCAGUUACGGCGACGUUUGAUUCAGUUAAAUAGAAGUGACUCAGACUCAGAAGUUCUUUUACGUGAACGUGCAAGGUGUUUAUUAGAAACUGCUUACAAGGACCCAGCAUCUACAGCAAGAGCUUUAAGUGAUUCACCAGGAACUAGUAAGAUAAUAGAUGGACCACUUCUAGUAGGAGGGCAAUGUGGUGCUGAAGGAUGUCAACAAAUUUCUUUACCUUGUACACGUCAUUGUUCUCGGCAUAUUAUGUUAAAUGGAGAUCAACUUUUAUUUGAACAUUGCACUGCCAAAUUUAGUGACAACACACAGUGUUGUAUUCCUGUGUUCGAUGUUGCACAUGAAUUACCGCUUUGUCCAGAGCAUGCUAGAAAAAGGGAUAAUUAUAAUCGUAAGGCUCAAGAAUCUAAACCAAAGAAAGCACGGAAGAAACCAGCAUCUCCUACCAUCCCAAGGCCUAAGCCAAAAUCCAGGCCAAAGAAAAGAAAGCGACCUCCUGCAAAUAAAUUAGAGACCAAAGGUACUUUAGCACAUGAAGAGAGUCAUUAUAUGAGCCAAAUGAACUCUAGUGAAAGUCACAUUAAGACACUGAAUAAUAUGAGUGUAACACAAGGAAGCUCAAACUCUUCGAACUUAAACUUAGGGUUGGGACUGAGUUCUCUCGGACUAGGAGGAGGCCUGAAAGUCGAGUUAAGUGAUCAUGAAGUAUUUGCUUCUCUGGAUCCAACUGAACAUGACUUUGGAAAUGUACUCAACAAUUUACCUGCAGAUGCGUUUAAUGAUUUAUUUAUUGAAAGUAGAAAUGGUGAAUAUGAACCAUCAAGAGAGGAGGAAGAAGAAUUGGAACGAGCUUUAGAAGCAGUGGAUAAAGAUGUUCGUAAUUUAGAAAGAAUGGGACAAACACAUGGACUUUUAGAGCCAGCUUUACUUGAUGAAGAAACUUUGAAGGAAGCUAUAUUUGAUUUGCAAGAACCAAUAGUGUUUCAUAAUAUUUUGCAAGAUGGGAAUGGUUCGUUUAUAUGGCAAUUAUUACAAUGGAAUUUAUCGGAUCUUAUAGAAAAAUUCGGAGAUAUGAAAUUACAAUUUCGAGUUGGAUAUAAUUCAAGAUCCAUGUAUCCACAAUGGGAAAAGCAAUGUCAUACUAAAACAAUGACAUUUGCAGAAUUUGUAGAAGAAUCAAAUUCUUCUAUUGAUAACAGUAAAUGGUAUUACUUUGAUUACAAGUAUAUGCAUGAAUGGAUACAGGAUAAGCCUGAUUUACUUAAUUCCUUAAAUUGGCAUAGAUUUGGCAUUGAAAAAGAUGGUCAUGAUUCUACUCUUUGGAUUGGAAAUAAAGGCGCACAUACAAAUUGUCAUUUUGAUUCUUAUGGAUGUAAUUUAGUAGCUCAAAUUCAUGGCAGAAAGCAAUGGAUAUUGUUUCCACCAAAUUCAACCGAUAAACUUCGUCCUACAAGAGUUCCUUACGAAGAAUCAACGAUAUACAGCAAAUUUAAUUUUUUUUGUCCAACAGAUGAGGAAGAAGAAGCAAUAUUAAAGCUUUCAGGACAAGUAAAAUUUAUUAUACUUGAAAAAGGAGACGUUUUAUUUGUUCCAAAAGGUUGGUGGCACUAUGUAGAAUCCUUGGACUUGACUGUAAGUGUCAAUAUAUGGUUACCUCUACAGACAGACAAUAAAGCACGCCUUAAGGAAGCGCUUGUUAAAUUAAUUGUUAACAGAAUUGGUAAAAAAGUAUGUGACAAUCCUGAGGAAAUACAUUGUUCUCUUUCUCAAAAUAUGAAAAUAUUGGAAAACACUCUCUUAGAAUGUAAACAUAUUGAUACUGAAAAGUUAUCGGAUACAAAGAAAAUAAAACACUUAGUAUGGACUGUUGAAGAUUUAUCUGUAAAGUAUCCUAAUUUUGUGAAAUUACUACAUAACUUGGAGGAGUCAGAAUUACAAGAUUUAUUAAAAUAUAAAAGAGAAAGAUUUUUAACUAGUAUUGAUGAACUAUCUCAGACAAAUGUACCUACAUCUGUGAUUUCUGUAAAUAAGACAGAACUAUUCUCUCAAUUAUCAAAAGACAUUGUCAAUACAUUUUGUCAUCCAGAUAUUAUCGAUAAAGCAGCUGAAUUGCUUUUAAAAACUCAUUAUGGAAAUUAAUAAAAAUAUUAUAUAUAAAUCAAUA
Molecule: messenger RNA, 4426 nt
Organism: Vespa velutina
Lineage: Eukaryota; Metazoa; Arthropoda; Insecta; Hymenoptera; Vespidae
Exons: 6
Coding region: 1705-4401 (898 amino acids)
Cellular component (GO): nucleus
Source: RefSeq, a predicted model, not a curated record